CACUGAUAUUUUACGUAUAACCUAAAGCUGCUCUCAUAAGAUAUCAAAUUUUGUACGAACAAUUCAAAAUCAACACAGUUGGGAACACUUGGUGUUUUAAUAUUCAUGAAUAUGGUUGGAAUUGGAUUAAAGCCACAACCUCAUUCGUUGUUUCAUCUUGUUCUAGCUGUUACAUUGUUUUCAUGUUCAGUUCAAUCCUUGAGGUUCGAUUUACCAUCUGGAUUCUCCAAAUGCAUCUCCGAAGACAUCAAGAAAAGUUGGAUGACGGUUGGAAAUUACUCAAUUGUUAAUUCAAACGAGGGUCAACCUUUACCCUCGGAUCACACCAUCGCUGUUACGGUGUAUAAGUCUGGAGACACUACAUCACUUCAUUAUGCAGAACAUGUUCGAUCGGGACAGUUUUCAUUUGUGGCACAAGAAAGUGGUUACUACUUGGUGUGUUUCUGGGUGGAUUCAACACGUGAUUCUGGAGUAACACUGUCUAUUGAUUUUGUGUGGAAAACUGGUGUGGUUGCUAUGGAUUGGUCUAAAAUUGCAAAGCAAACUAACGUUGAUAGAAUGGCAAGAGAGGUACAUGUUUUGCAUGAAACUGCAUUGUCCAUUAUGGAGGAGAUAAUUUAUCUUCGUGAACGAGACGAAGAAAUGUUAGAUUUCAAUUGGACAACCAACACCAGAAUGUUAUGGUUGAGUUUUGUUUCAUUUCUUGUCUGCUUCUCAGUAGCUGGGUUGCAACUAUGGCAUUUGAAGAGCUUUUUUAAGAAAAAUAAAAUCCUAUAAGUUUUUGUUAUGAUUUAGUAUGCAAUUUAUUUUACAUGCUCUGUAAGUUAUCUAUGAGUUAUAGUGGUUUCAAUUUACAGGAUGAGGUUAUUCCCUUUUCAGUUAAUGGAAAACAAUAAGCUAAGCAAUUGUUGAUUAUCUUUGUUUUGUGAAGUGUCUAAGCUUGGAAAUGUAUUGAUCUUGAUUUUCU
This is a messenger RNA of Lathyrus oleraceus (garden pea), 967 nucleotides long. Its product is annotated as transmembrane emp24 domain-containing protein p24delta9. The record is from RefSeq and is a predicted model, not a curated record. The transcript is spliced from 4 exons. Bases 106 to 777 code for a protein of 223 amino acids. NCBI's taxonomy places the organism in Eukaryota, Viridiplantae, Streptophyta, Magnoliopsida, Fabales, Fabaceae.